AUGGGCUGCGCAACCAAGAAUGCCAAAGUCGUAGCUAUUUCCCUAGGCUCCCUGCAGCGCCUCAUAACCCUCAAAGCCGUCCCCCAAUCCGCUGUCCCGCUCAUCAUCAACACCAUGUCCGAAGCCAUGUCCCAAGGCGUCGAUAUCCAACUGCGCAUCCUCCAAACACUCGUCUCCCUCAUCCCAAACUUUCCUAACAUCCACGACGAACUCUUGGGAGAUGCUCUACUUCUAUGCUUCAAACUCCAAGAAUCUAGGAUAGCAGUCGUAUCGUCCACAGCCGCAGCAACGCUUCGCCAACUGCUCAUGUUCGUGGUUGACAAGAUGGUAAACGAAGACCGGAUCCUCGAAACGGAGGAAACACCCCCCUUCCCACUAUCCGAAAUCAAACUGCCAAACGGCGACACCAAACUCCUCGGCCCGUCCUCCAAGGACGCUUAUUCCGUCUUUGAAGACCUCUGCCUGCUCGCCAACUCGGAGAAACCCCGUUUCCUCAAGCUCGAGUCGCUGCACAAGACGUUUGCCCUCGAGUUGGUCGAGAGCGUGUUGACGAAUUAUCAUGGUCUCUUCCGCAAGCAUGAAGAAAUGAUCCUUCUCCUCCGCCAUCACCUCUGCCCUCUACUACUUAAGACCGUCUCGGAAAGACCGAUAUUCCCGCUCAUUCUGCGAUGUACGCGGGUGAUUUUCCUGCUGCUCAAGCAGUUCUCGCACGAAUUGGAGACGGAGGCUGAGGUGUUCUUGAUGCUGCUCAUCAAGAUUAUCACGGAGGAUGGGAGUUCGGAAUCGGGUAUCAGUGAAGCUCACUUCCACCACCACGUCCAGGGACCUAAACCGACAUGGAUGCGGGUCAUCUCGAUGGAGAUUAUGCGAGGUAUUUGCAGCGACGCCGAACUCAUGAGGACCAUUUGGAGGAAAUACGAUGCGGCGGAGGGAGGAUCCAAGGUUUUCACGAGCCUCUUGACCGCUUUGAAACGACUGCUCUCCGAGAAACCGAAUUUGCUUGGUGUGAGCACGCAUAUGGGCGGUGUGGGCGUCAACCCCGAAGGUCAUGGAUUGGAAAGUGUAGCUGGCCGGGUGGCGAGUGCUACCGUUUCCGGAGUGGUUGGGAUGAUUAGCUCUAGCCACGGUCUGAGCGUCCAGGGCUCAUCUAUGAAAGUCCAAUGCAUCGACCAACUGGACAAAGCCGACUCGCCACCGAUCCCUGAAUCCUACAUCUACCUCCUCGCUGUGCAAUGCAUCGUCUCCCUCUGCGAAGGCCUCGCUUCCUAUGCCGGGCCCAUCUACACCACGCUCGUCAUCCAACGCCCGCGCGCAGCAGGCGAAGCAGCCGUCCGCGCCCCGCCCGCACUCGACCUCUCCACCCUCCCCCCAUCCGAACCACAAACCAUCAACCUCCAAACCGUCUCAGACAUCAUAACCGCAGGCUGGCCCGCGCUCCUCGCCUCCCUCUCCCUGAUCAUCGCCACCAACCUCUCCGACGAACUCUUCGUGGACGUCCUCGCGAGCUACCAGUCUAUCACGAACGUGUCUGGUAUGCUCGGUUUGACAACUCCGAGGGACGCGUUCUUGGGUAGUUUGGCCAAGUUUGCGGUGCCGCCGAGGGUGGUGGCUGCUUUGGACGGGUAUGCGGAGCCCCCGCCGACGCCGAGGUCGGCGACGAGCGCUGUUGCGGAGGGGUUGGGGUUGGGACCUGCCCCGCCGCAGCCGCCUGGGCUGUCGGAUAAGAACAUGGCCUGUCUCAAAGUCUUGGUCGGUUUGGGAGAGAGUUGGUACGGGGUGUUGGAGACGCUGCAGAAUGCGGAUUAUGUGCUUACGUUCAAGGCUGGUGGGGGUGGGGCGGGUAAACGCGCGAGUAUGGCCGGAGCGUCGGCUGGUGGUGGUGGGGGAGUCUUACCCCCCAGCCGGGCUAUUUCCUUGUCGAAUUCCCAGUCGGGUGGGCUGAGUUCGGGUGGUGGUGGUGGGCCUAGACAUCCGCUCCUGACGGAUUUGGACGUGGAGACGAUGCUGAUGGCUAUCCAACGCCUCUUUGACUCGAGCAAGAACCUCGAGGACGGGGCGUUCAAGGCUUUCGUCGACGCGUUGUGUAAACUGAGCGCCGAGAUGGUGGGGAUGCAGGCGGAGGGGCCGCACCAGGGGAUCGUCGCCGUUCCUUCCUCCGACAGCAUCGCCGAUGGUGCUACUCUCACCGUGAAAUCCGACGCAAGCCAGAGGAGGCGGAUGAGCGGUAUGCACAUCCCCAAAACGCAAGUCCAGCGCACGGGAGAUUUUGGGAUCUCAAAGUUGGGCGGUGUAGCGCUGACGAAUAUCCACCGGCUGAUCUACCGCUCGCCUGAUGUCGCGUGGACGACGAUCACGACGCACCUGGUUCAUGUUAUCCGUUUGCCGCUUGCGCCGCAGGCGAUUCGUGUGCAGGCUGCCCGUGUGUUGGACGAGAUACUGCAAGUUGUACCGAGGAAUAUUUCGGCUAGGGAUGGUGGUAGUGGUGGUGGCCAGUUGCAGAGUGAGGUGCAGAGGAGGGUGUUGGAGGUGUUGGCGCUGCAGGUUGUGCCUGAUCCCGAGAACGGGUAUUCGGGUGAUACGACGACGAGUGUGGAGUUGAGGAGGAUGGGGUUGGAGACGCUGCAUGUUAUUUUGCAGUCGUCGGGGCAUACGUUGGUGGUUGGAUGGGAGGUUAUUUUUAGGAUGUUGGAGAGUGUGUGUAGACCGCAUCACCAUCUACCCAGGAGUGGGUCGCUAGAUUCGGUUUCGGUUUCGACCAAGGACAAGGGUGGGCAACACAAGGUGAAACCGUCGUUGGUUCUGGGAUUAGGAAAUCCGUCGUCCAAGAGUUAUUCGGCCCUUGUGAAGAUUGCGUUUCAGUCGCUGACUUUGGUGUGCGAUUCGAUUUCGCUUCUUUCGCCGGAGCAUCUUCAUCUCUUCAUCGCCACCCUCGGACACUUUGGCCGCCAGUCGGAUACGAAUAUUGCCCUGACUGCUACGACGAGUCUCCUUUGGAGUGUGUCUGAUGCUAUACAAGCCCGACGGAAAAAUGUGGACGAGGAAAAAGAGUAUAGCGAGUUGUGGUUGGUUUUGCUUGGUGAGGUGUUGGGGUUGUGUGGGGAUGGAAGGGCGGAGGUGAGGGAUGGGGCGAUUCAGACGUUGGUUAGGGCUAUGGGUCUGUAUGGGGAGACGUUGGGUGGUGAGACGUGGGACCGGUGCGUGUGGGGUAUCGUGUUCCCGCUUUUGGAUGCCGUUACGGGGAGGAUUCGGGAGCUCGGAUCCGCAAAAGAAGUUGGUGAUGGGGACGAUGGAAGGAAAGAGGAGCCCAAACAAGAAGUUCCGGGUCCUGGAGAAGAAGAAGCAGACGAAGCCCACCGAAAAUCCUGGGACGACUCCAAGAUCCUCGCUCUCAACUCUAUCGGGUCCAUCUUCCACGACUUUUUGAUCUCCAAAAUCAUGCUGCUCGACUCGUUUGGGGAUGCGUGGGAUGCGUUUGUGACGCGGAUUGAGGAUUCGGUGUUGUUGGAUGAUAGGUCGAUUAGUGCGCCUGCGCUGAGGUGCUUGGAGAAGGCGGUGAAGGCUGCUGCGGGUGCCGAGGGCGUGUUGCGGCCAAGGGUGGGGGAGGUGUUGGAGAGGGUGUGGAAGGCGGUUGAUGUCCUUGGGAGUGCGGUGGGCCAUAGAGCAGCGAGCUCGCGUACCAUUGGUGCCACGGGACAGGCUGCUGAUGAUUUGGAAGAGAAGCAGAGGGAGAAGAGGCUGCAGCCUGAGCAGCCGUUCACCCAGGAGAGCCUGAUUGCGCUUGUGGAUGUUAUACAGAGUGCGAGGAUGGUUAAUGGGAAAUUGACCGGUAAGGAGUGGGAGCUGGAGAAGCUUGUGAGGUUGAUGGCUAUUUUGAAGGGUGUGCUCACGUACCCUGAUUCGAAUGACUAUCGGCCUGAUAUCGACGCUCUGCCGCCUCUCCAAGCCGUUGUCAUUGAGACGAUUCAGAGCAUCGACUUGUCGGUCGCUGGAUCUCCCUCCCUGGUCAUGCGUGACCUCUCGGAAUACGUCACCCUCGCCUUCCUGGCCGCGUUCGAUGUCCAGCCGCAACCCAAUAGCAAGUCAACAACGCCUCAGAAACGUGUUACCUACAUCGCGCUUUCGAAGAAAGUGAUGCCUAUGCUCGUGGAGUUGUUCAUGCGGUUCAAGUCUGCGCCUCAGGUUUAUGCGGAUGGGACUGUUGAAGCUGUGCUUUCGGCGUAUUCGGUUCCUAUCAAGCUGAAAUAUGACUGUCCGGCCCCUUCAAAGUUUGGAAAGGAUCAACCGCUUUGGAAGAUUGCUACGACUUGUUGUCUUCAGAUUGUCAAGGAGUGCACGGGUAGCCUCAAGGGUUUGGACGGCGAACUCUCUGAUGAACGCGUUGAGGGCAUCUGGUGGCAGAUAUUGGAUGUGUUCCGCGGUGCGAUCUUGGCGGAUUGUUCUGCUGCAGAAUCGUUGUCCCUCGAAGCGCAAGAAGAGGAAGAGAAUUUUGAUCUGUCAGUGAUCGCCUCACUCGAGAUUGACGUUAUCCCGCACCUUGGUGAUCCCCGUGUCCCGGAUGCGUUGGUUGCUCAACUGUCCAAGAUCCUGAAGCAAGGAAGUCUGUUGUACGAGUCGGGCGAGCAAGCCAAGCGCCCGUCGACUGCGGAUUCGGCUAGGACGCAUUCGUCGGGCAAGACGGAUGUUACGAAAGUCGACUCGAUUGAGAACAAGUACAUUGAUGGGACGACGGAUUUCGACCAGGAGGACUCGAGAAGGCGAUUGGCGGCGCUGUCGCUGCCCUCUUUGCUUAACCGGUGUCGAACGACGCUUGUUAGCUACGUUGCAGAUGAAAGUUUGCGGGGUUCCCUGCCUUUCCCGAGAGCACGCGAAGAAGAGCUGUUGUAUGUCCUGCGGAAGCUCCACUCAUUACGGCUGUGGCCUGGUUCUCUCUGGGCGGCAGUCUCAGAUGAUCCGACCAAGUACUCAUCAUCGCAACCUAGUGCAUCCGAACUAGAGCUCUCGGCGCCCAAAGAUCUCAUCGCUGACUCUGUGAAGCGCUCAUCCGUCGCCCACCUCUUCCACUUUUAUCCUGUGCUGUGCGAGAUUGCAUCAAUACCUCGCCGAUCGCCCACAGGAUGGAUAUCGAAAUCGGGCACGAUGUUGUCGGCGGCCGAGAGGAUUGGGGACCUGAAGCCGCCAGGGACGAGAGAUGUGUAUGAGGUGGAUGCCAGGUCGCUUGCGCGGAAUUGCUUGAAGGAGAUUGGGAAGGAGAUGGGUGUUGUUCAGUGA
This is a messenger RNA of Coprinopsis cinerea okayama7#130, 5268 nucleotides long. RefSeq lists its product as hypothetical. The record is from RefSeq and is a predicted model, not a curated record. Lineage: Eukaryota; Fungi; Basidiomycota; Agaricomycetes; Agaricales; Psathyrellaceae. The transcript has 12 exons. The coding region runs from base 1 to 5268 and encodes 1755 amino acids.